Molecule: messenger RNA, 1875 nt
Organism: Mollisia scopiformis
Lineage: Eukaryota; Fungi; Ascomycota; Leotiomycetes; Helotiales; Mollisiaceae
Exons: 6
Coding region: 310-1617 (435 amino acids)
Molecular function (GO): protein binding
Source: RefSeq, a predicted model, not a curated record
AAAAAUAUCUGCUAGACGACUAAUAACAGCUGCAGAUAAUGUUCCUACAGAUUCACAUGUCCUAUCGUGGUUAAGGAGGGAUUGCUCCUGGGCUUGAUUGGCCGCUUGUCGCGCAACCGCUCUUUCCAACGUGAACUCGGUGUGAGAAAAGGUGUGGGUUCACGACGGCAGCCUGACCUGCGAGCCUACGAGCAGAGCAUUGCCACUGCAUACUUAUCGUCCCAUCGUUCAUUCUCUUUCUUCUCUCCAACUUUUGUGAGUCGUUUUCAGAGCACGUAAGUCGCAACGUCUGUGCGACAUUUGAGGCAAAUGGCUAGAACGCGGGGUGCUGAUCGUCCCGAGACGUCGUUGGAUGCUGCCAUGAGAGCUCCCAGCACAACGACGCCAGAUGUUGUUGUAUUAGACUUCAUUGAAGAGGAGGUGAAGCCAAAAUAUACUGCAGACCCAAAGAAAGAUUUAUGGCUUUCCACAGUUGAUGGACGAUAUUCAUCGCCUAUCAUUCCUGUUCGAGUCGGACCUCAUGCCGAGACCUUCCCUGUCCAUAAAGCGAUCCUCACAAAGUCGGAGUACUUUAGCAAGGCGAUAGAUGGAAAGUUUCGAGAGGCAGACGAUCAAGCGAUUGACUUGCCAGAGGAGGACCCAAACAUAUUUAGUUUUGUGGUUGCGUGGUUGUAUGAGGAGAAAUUUAUACCCAUAAAGUCAAUGUCAACGGCUCUUGUUGCUGAACCUGACAAGGGCAAAGGAAGAGAAGAUGCAGACGAGGAUAUGUCAGGUAGCGAAUCGGUGUCUGAUAGUACUGGGACCGGGAGUGAUAAUAGUGCUCGAAUUCGAAGAAGGCGGCGAAGACGAGCGCAGAGAGCCUUCGAGAAUGAAAGACGCAAGCAGCCAGGACGGCACCGCCCUUCCUGCAAUUGUGCUGCUUGUACCUCAGAGAUGAUGGGCCCACCAUGUUGGAGCUGUGGUGCAUCACGCAAUCCUCCACCCCUACGCCAUCGUGGUGGGCCUCCCCCUCCAGCGCAUGCUUUCCACCCAAAUGGCUUUCCUCGUGGUCCUGUCGGUCCGCCGCAAAGAAGAACCCGUGAUCGACGGCGAGUUCAUCGAGCAGAAGAAGUAGUGAUCAUCGACGAACCUUUCAAUGUUGCUGGAGAUCGGAUGGCUCCUGAGGAUCUUAGGACCUGGUCAUUGGCAUACUCGCUCAGUAUUGAUGUCUACGUGUGUGCUGAGAGGUAUUUGAUGCAGGAUUUCAAAGCUGCUAUUGCUGGCUUUAUCAUUAACAGCUUCGAAGUUGCUGGUCUUGAAGCCGCAGUACCAACUGUCUUGUACUCAUGCAAGACACUGCAAAACGGCGUCAGUCCCGUUGAUCCUCUACUGAAGAAGGUGCUGUCGAGAGUCGGGUUCCUUCAAGCUCGUCUUGGAAAGAACUUUCCGGAUGAGACGCACAUCUUCUUUUCAGAUAACCCAGAUCUCCCUCAUCUGAUUAUGAAAGAGAUGAUUGAACGAAUUGAAGAGGACCGACCUGACAACCUACCCCCAAUGGAUGCUCCUCAUCGUUAUUUCGGGACCGGUCCCGAUGAGAUGUUCAUGCAAGGACACCGUCAUCGGGAUCCGUUUUGGUAAUUAGGAGAUAUUUGAAUCUCCACGGGCGUUAAGUCGGGGUGACACAGGGCGUUUCAAUUUGCAUCACCGCAUGUCACUUUGGAGGAGUUCAAGGAGCGUUCUUUACUGCUGUUUCCUUUUGGAGAGUAGAUCAAGUCCAUCAAUGAGAGCUGCAGAAAGCUGCAAAGCGUAUACCUAUGUAUUCAUAUGGCCAAGCGCUCCAUACGCAUUUCCUUACGUCAAUAUGUAUUCAGCAACACCUUAUGACGAACUUCAACC